CUCAUGUUGUAGCUGUAUGCUGAACAGAACAAAGGAAAUCCUGUCGUGACAACUCUGCACCUGUGAGACACACUUCAAGGUCUGAACCUGAGAGGACGAGAUGGAUGCUUUGACAUGGGCUCUGUUUUUUGUGUGUUUUUGCUGUAGAGUUACUCAAACUGAAGCCUCGUCUUGGUCAGCCACGGUGCCGUCCUCAGUUGAAGGCCUCCUUGGAUCCUGUGUGGAGAUUCCCUGCUCAUUUGACUACCCAAAUGCAGACAGGCAGAUCACUGGAUUCACUGGGAUGUGGACUGAUGAGGCACAUCAGCUCAUUUAUCACCCAAACGAGUCAAAAAUGAUGCAGCGGUAUCGGAAUCGGACACGGCUGCUGGGAGACGUCAGACAGAAGGGCUGUUCACUGAAGAUUGAUCCCCUUCAACAAAGUGACCGAGGGCCUUUUUAUUUCAGGAUCGAAUUAGGAGACUAUGAAAAGUAUUCCUACAGGGAGAAGCCAGUCUCCAUUGCAAUAAAGACUGAACCAAAGCCCAUCAGUUUCUCUGUGAAAGAGGAGGCAGUGGAGGGUCAAACUGUGACUGCGUCCUGCUCCGUAUCGCACUCCUGCCCCACCUCUCCUCCUGUCUUCACCUGGAGUCACCCUGGACAGGAACAUUUCCAAUCGCAGCAGCUGGAUGCCAGCCAGUGGAAAGCAACGUCUACUCUGACCUUUCACCCUACCAGCGCCGAUCACAACAAGCCUUUACAGUGCACGGUAACGUACAAGGGAGGGCAGCACCACAAAACAUCCAAGGUCCUCAAAGUCAAAUACGCUCCAGUGAACGUGAAGGUUGAGCACAAGACCGAUGUAAAGGAGGGGGAAGCUGUGCAGCUGAAAUGCUCCUGUGAUGCCCACCCUCCUGCCAGCAGCUAUGUGUGGCACAAUGAAACUGGUGCUCAGCUGCAUCAAGGAAGCGUCUACAUGCUGUCAAAUGUCACCAGACACACAGGGGCCCUGUACUGUACUGCCGUCAAUACAGUCGGACAAAGCAAAUCAAGCCCUGUGCAGCUCAAUGUGUUGUAUGCCCCUGAGAUCAGGGCAGCCUCCUCUUGCUCCUCAGAGGCAGACAUGGUAAAGUGUGUGUGCAUUGCAGAGUCCAAGCCUCCCAGCAUGGUUCAUUUUUUGCUUUCUGACAAAGUCCUGCCGAGCACCAGGGUGGAGAAACAUGGCUCCCUUACCAUCGGGACUCUGCAGGCAGAGUUGGGAUCCUCUGAGGUUGUCUACUGUCUGGCAGACAACACACAGGGCAAUGCCACCCUCACACUCUCUCUACCUGUUAACAGUAAGAUGCAGAAUCCUUACAUCAUCAUCGCCACUGUAGCUGGUGGGAUUUUGGUGAUGCUUUUGAUAACGGUGAAAGCUGUUCAGAAAUACAGGGGGAGAUCUGAGGUCGCAACAACACCUCACAUGAGCUCCGUGAAGGCAGACAAAGAUUUGGCGCUCCCUCAGUAUGCUGCAACAAAAAGGUUUGGAAAAGAUAAGAGCUAUGAUGAUGUGCACUGCUCUGAACUUUAUGGCAAUGAUCAUGUUUAUGGCAACAUGGAGACUGACUGGGAUGAUGCGAUAUACGCCAACGUGUAAGGUCAGUCAACUCGGAGGAGGAACAGCUGCAGCCCCUCUUUGCGAUGUCCAGCUGAUGUGGGUCAAAAAAGUUGUAAAAACAGUAUUGAUAUGCUAUUUCUGUAUAUAUGACAUAUGCCUUAUUUUUCUGUCUGCUGUAAUUCACAUAUAUAUAUAUAUAUUUUUUAAAGUUGUUCAUGUUAUUUUUUCUCAUCUAGAACUUUUCCCUUACGGUUCAUCUCAUCAACAGCAACUUAUGUGUUGUGACAAAUCACUAUUAAACUGUAAUCUUUUCUUGCAAA
Messenger RNA from Epinephelus lanceolatus (giant grouper), 1896 nucleotides. RefSeq names its product myelin-associated glycoprotein. The record is from RefSeq and is a predicted model, not a curated record. Lineage: Eukaryota; Metazoa; Chordata; Actinopteri; Perciformes; Serranidae.